AUGCCCCCAAACAAGCGCGCCCUACUUAUCGCAAGUCCCUAUGGCGAUCUUGAGGGGCCCGAGAACGACGUUGAGAUGAUGUCUGAAGUCCUCCAAAAGCGGGGAUUCCAAGUCUCUCAGUGUUGUGGUUCGGCAGCGACUCGCGAUGGCAUUCGUUCUGCUUGGCACACCCUCAUAUCCCAAAUUUCACCCGAUGAUACAGUUGUCAUCUACUAUUCAGGGCAUGGCGGAGAAGCGCUUUCGGCAAAGAGUGCAGACAAGCAAGAUUCUGGUCAGCCACGGCGCCUACAAUUCAUUGUUCCAAUAGACUAUAAAGAGAUCCCCGGAGAAUUCCAUGGGAUUUCAGAAGAGGAGCUGUCUCAAUGGCUGCUUGAUACCACAGAGAAAACGCAGAAUGUUACCAUCAUCAUGGACUGCUGUCAUUCUGGCCGCAUGGUGCGCGAUUCUCGCUAUGUCAAGAAUGCUAGACGGAGAAAUCUCCCUACAACUAUUUAUCAAGAUCUUGCUCAUCAUAUCCAGUCACUUCAGGAUAAGGGAUUGGUUCGAGAACGCACACAGCCGGGAGACAAUCCUCACGCAGUGCGAAUUGCCGCCGCGGCACCUUGGGAAAGCGCGUAUGAAUACGAAAGUGAUUCGGGGCUUCAACUCGGCGCGUUAACCGAGGCUCUUGUUCGCGUGAUCCAGGAAACAGAUGAUGACUACAUCUCUUGGAGGACCGUAAUGCUUCGUGUACAGGAAUUAGUCAAUAUGUCCUUUCCACAGCAGCAUCCGCGAGUAGAAGGACCACACACUCGCUUUCUUUUUUCUCUGGAUGGCCAAGACUCUACUUCCAUUCUCAUAAAGCAAGAGGGUGACAAUGUAGCUACAAUCAAAGCUGGCAGGAUUUCAGGAGUCCGAGAGAAGAACACCUACGCGGUUAUGCCACCUGGGUCAGAAUUUGUUAAUCCGCAAACUCAGAUCGCCACUGCUAUAGUCACAGAUGCGAGUGGGUUCGAUGCCGUCGCAACACUUACUUGGAGGAAUGGGUUGUCUCAAUUGCCUGAUGGAGGCGCACUGGCCUUUCUUGUCGAAGAGGCUCUCUACAAAUGGCCAGUCUCUCUUUCAGAAGAUAAUGCCGCGCUUCAGAAGCAGGUUGAGCAAUCUAGGCUCGUAAGAUGCAGCUACGAUGGCGAGAGGGACUCUCUACUUGAAAUUCGCCAGCAACAAGGCAAACUCACUGUGACCAACAAGUCCGGGGUUGAAAUAUUCUCGCAGCGGUUCUAUGGCAAGGAACCUACACCUUCUACGUACAAAGCAGCUGUUGAUAUUGCAGAUAGAGUGGCUCGUGCGCAACACUUUCUGGUUCAAACUUGUGACAGCCCGGAUGAACAUUUACAGCAUGACCUUGAGAUCAAACUUGGGUUAGUGGACGAUAGCCGUGAGGGAAGAAUCAUCAACCCCACUGGCGAAGAUUCCAUCACUGAGAACUCCAAUAUCUUCAUGUCUCUAAAAAAUCAUGACGACCUCAACAGUGUUUUCGUGUCUGUUUUUGAAGUGGAGGUGAAUGGCCAGAUAAAUGCAGUAACUGAAAAUCCAGAUGGAAUCGAUCUGCCCCCAGGAUGGUGUCACACAAUCGGCAGUACCAAGGCCAAGCUUGAGGGGCUGAAGGUCAAAUGGCCACUCAAUAUUUCCAAACGACAAGCUGUGGUAGAUACCUUGAUUGUGGUGAUUUCAAAUCGCCCUGUUAACUUGCAAUUUUUGAUAAGCUCGCAAAUCGCCGCGCAACGGGCCAUCACAAAACAGUCGUCUUUGGAGAGUCGCCUUCUACGACUUACACAAGACGUGGGCCGUCUUAUUGUGACUGAAAAGAGCAUAUCAAAAACCCGAUAUGAUAUCGUUCAGUUGCCUUUUCUAUUGAAGCCACUCAGUUCCUAG
Penicillium hordei is the source of this 1914-nucleotide messenger RNA. RefSeq names its product caspase family protein. Lineage: Eukaryota; Fungi; Ascomycota; Eurotiomycetes; Eurotiales; Aspergillaceae. Gene Ontology annotation, molecular function: cysteine-type endopeptidase activity. Bases 1 to 1914 code for a protein of 637 amino acids. The record is from RefSeq and is a predicted model, not a curated record. Gene Ontology annotation, biological process: proteolysis. The transcript has a single exon.